GAGGAGGAGGAGUGGGAGCUGCCGCGGGAGCCGCUGCCAUGGUUCUGCCGCUCGCUCGCCGCGCGCUCCUGGCGGGCCGCCGGCGGCUCCCCCGUCCCGCCGCCGCUCCCCGCGGUGAGCGCCGCCUCUGCCCGCUUUCCCUCCCGCGCUUCGCGGGGCCGCCCUGCUCCCCUCCUCUCCCCACAGCUCCGGCGGCGGCGCGGCUCUGCUCGGGCGCGGGGGGCGAGGCGGCGGCGGCCGGCGGGGCCGGGGCGAUGCUGCGGCACCUGGCGCGCAAGCUGCGGGCCAGCGGGCCGGUCACGGUGGCCGAGUACAUGCGGGAGGCGCUCACCAACCCCGGGCAGGGUUACUACACGCGGCGCGGCGGCGUCGGCGAGAGCGGGGACUUCAUCACCUCGCCUGAAAUAAGCCAGGUGUUCGGAGAGUUAAUAGGAAUAUGGUACAUCAGUGAAUGGAUGGCCAUGGGCAAACCAAGCACCUUCCAGCUGGUGGAGCUGGGCCCAGGGAGGGGCACCCUCACCGAGGACAUAUUGCGGGUCUUCAAGCAGCUCGCCUCUGUUCUUAGUAAAUGUGAUGUCUCUGUUCACCUGGUAGAAGUGAGCCCCAAACUCAGCGAGAUCCAAGCAGUGAUGCUGACAGGAGGGAAGGUGCAGCCAAGCCCUGAGGAUGAGUCUGCUUACAUGAAAGGCAUUAGCAAGACUGGAAUUCCCAUUUUUUGGUACAGAGAUAUUCAAGAUGUGCCACCAGGUUACAGCUUUUAUCUAGCACAUGAGUUCUUUGAUGCCCUGCCAAUACAUAAGUUUCAGCGAACAGAGAAAGGCUGGCGUGAGGUGUUGGUUGAUAUUGACCCAGAAGUUCCUGACCAGCUGCGGUUUGUCCUGUCACCAUCCAGGACCCCUGCAACACAAAACUUUAUUCAGCCAGAAGAAACAAGAGACCACGUGGAAGUGUGUCCCGAGGCUGGUGUCAUUGUGCAGAGGCUGGCCUCUCGGAUAGAGAAGGAUGGUGGGGCUGCUCUGGUUGCAGACUACGGCCACGACGGAACCAAAACUGACACUUUCCGGGUGCUCUUGCAGAAUUCAGGUGACACAGCAACUCGUGAGCAGUUACUUCACAGCUAUGAUAUGCUGAUGAAUCCUGAGAAGAUGGGGGACUGUUUUAAUUUCUUUGCCCUGCUGCCUCACCAUAGACUUGUACAUCCUGACAAGAAAGAUAAGUCAGAAUCAAAGUCUCCCCUACCACCUGUUGCUGGAUUUAAUGAACUGUUACUAAAGUAAUUUCAAAUACUAUCACAAAACGCAUGAUGGCUGUUUCAGAGUAAGUCUGGUGCAGCACACCAAACCUCUGGAUUGAUCUACUCAAAGCAGUAUGAGUGGAAAUAGAAGAUUGCACAUACAGAAACCAGAACACACAGAGGAGAGAAUGAACAGUGGUUUGGUGGGCUUAUGAAAGAACAGAGUGAAAUAUUUACUAGUGCAGUCAAAACUUGUCAGUAACAAACAUGCACUGAGGAUACAUUAAAUGUAUUCAAGCUUUGGUACUUGAAUAAAAUCAAGAUGCCUUGACGUCUCUGAAGAUAUUUUUAUAAAGAGAAUAGUGACAGGAUGCAUGUAAAAGGAGUUCCUGCUGGCUGAAUUUCCACAGCAGGACAUACUUAAUAAAUCCACAAACAGGAAAGUAUAGAACCAUUUCUUCCUAAGAACAUUUGAUAGGAGAGAUAAUUCAUGUAAAUAAAAAGAACGAGUCUGGUAGGGAAAUAAAUUUUAUUUUCAAGCUUAACAGAGGAUAUUUACAAACAAUGGGGUGUAUAAAAAUAUAAAAGUACUUGACAGUGUCAUUUUGAGGCUAUAAAUUUUACAUGAGCUUUUUUCUAGCAUCACCAUAGCACUAUUGCUUGAAUGAAUGCAACUUAAUUCAUCUAGGGGUAAGGGUAUUAAACACUGUAACCUACUGCUGUCAAAUCUGCAGUAAAGGUAGAAAAAAGGGAAUAAAAAACUCAGCUAUUUUUACUACUCUAGGAAUUUUACUCAUGAUGUAAGCCUGAUUUUUUUGGUUUCUUGACUACUAGCUGCUUGUGACUUCUCUUGUCUGGCUCCGUAAGUCUGCAUAUGAUCAGGCAAUCUCCUCCAAAGGCCAACAGCUUUAUUUUUAUUUUAAUACAACUUGAAGAAUAAAUAGUUCAUAUAAUAUUUUGAAGCAGAGCAGACUUCAUGGGGAGAGACAAAAGCCAGGCCUUCUACUUCAUUAUUGUCCCCUCCUUCCUCUAUUGCUGUUGUGCUGUUUCAAGUGACUGAGCUGCUUUAUUUCCUUCCUUACAACAACACAACAAACCCACAGGUAACCUGAAGUAACAGCUCAAGUAAAAAUCUGAAGUGUAAAACCAAACUGUAUCUACAUAUUAGGGUGUAGGUUAGGGUGGAAUAUAGCAAUGGCUUCACUGAAAUUUGGCCACUUGAGCACUGCAAGUUUUUCAACAGCACUGCUUUCCUUGCCAAGAGCAGGCAAAUACCAAACUACCAAUGUCAGAGGUGAUUGCUCUGGUUGCAGAGAUGAAAAGCAGUGCCUCUUUCAACAGUCAGUCCUGAAACCCUCUCUAAACAGGGUUAAGAAUCCAGAGCUCAGCCUUUGCCAGCACAGACACCUACAAAAUGCAGUGGCAGAUAGAUAAAGGGCAAUGGGAAAGAAAGAGUGAGUUACAGACCCACACCUACCUGUGGGCACAUCCUUCUGCAGCUGCCACUGACCACUGCCAGGUCACUGCUACUGCAAGCAGCUGCCAGCUCUGAACUAACCAUGUAACAUUUUAGGUAUAUCUAACAACUUAUAAAACCGCUCACCUGUUUCCUUACCUGAAUAAAAACAGUAGAAAAAAAUACUUAUCUACACACAAACAAAAAAAGAAAAAUCUUUGUAGGAGAGAGGAGAUACCCCAAAGCCUCUCACUGCCUUUGCAGUUCAAGCCUGUAUCAGUAUUUUAGAAAUAUUUCUAACUAAGCUCCAGUUAAGCAGCUUGGCACAUCAGGGAUGCAUGCAGCCAUCUAGCACCUUCCAGGAGCACAACACUGUUACCCACAAAAAAAAGAUUUCACCCUUUUCAUUUUUUAAAAUAAGACCAAAAAAGCCUCUUCCAUUUGCAUUUAGCAUUACAGCCUCAAACUUCUUUGAAAUACCAUUAACUUGAACUGUCCAAGGGAAUAAUUUCCAAAGAACACUGCUGUUUCCCCUCUACUGUGCCACAAGUCCAAUUAGUGGUUGGGAAUCCUUCCGUUGAGGCAUGUGCACAGAAGAAACUGAGCUAGGAGUUGCUCUUGGACUCUUCAUUCAGCUCAGACAGUUGUGAGCACAGUAAAGAGGAUGGGAGGGGCUGCAGGUUAAGGUGGGAAGGCAGAGUCCUUUCUCCUACAAUCCAGCUGCCCUGGCAGAAGCAACAGCUGAUGAGCUAUCCACUGUUACUUCUAGGUUUCGAGCAGAGUUAACAUAAGAAGCUAGCAGGCUACAAACUACUCCUGAUGUAAGUCCAGGGAACUUUAAAAAAUUAGAAAAAUAUUAGAAGAAUUUAAAAAUCUUAUUACUCAAAACGAGAGAAGAAAGCUGCAUGUAUUUUUCCCUAUUUUUCCGCAUCCUUCUGCUAGAAGCUGGUCUUCCAGAGUGAAAGGAUAUGCUACAUCAAGUCUUGUGUGCUCUCUGCAUUAUUUGUGUAGUUUUAAGGCAAAAUGCCUUCGGUGUGUUAUCAAUGACGUGCCAGCCUUGCACAGCAGCGCACUGUUGUGGCUUAUUGCUUUUUUUGACAGACAAAAUAAAAGCCUAGCAAAGCUUUGGUUGUCAUCUCUUUAGAAUGUCAACCAGCAUUUCAAGAGGAAUGUAAGAAGUUAUGGGGUUUUCCUUUUUUUUUUUUUUGGUUGCUUUCUGUAAAAAGUUCAAUUAGGGCCAAGACACACAUUUAACUGUCUAAACAGCAGCAAAUUAUUCCUUCAUCUGUGAAGCUGUAUUCAACUAAACCACCAUGUUUUGCUUUAGC
Molecule: messenger RNA, 4018 nt
Organism: Camarhynchus parvulus
Lineage: Eukaryota; Metazoa; Chordata; Aves; Passeriformes; Thraupidae
Gene: NDUFAF7
Product: NADH:ubiquinone oxidoreductase complex assembly factor 7
Exons: 8
Coding region: 39-1277 (412 amino acids)
Biological process (GO): mitochondrial respiratory chain complex I assembly
Cellular component (GO): mitochondrion
Molecular function (GO): protein-arginine omega-N symmetric methyltransferase activity
Source: RefSeq, a predicted model, not a curated record